CCAACCUAUUCCCCCCGUCUUAUCCACAAUCUCUUCUGAUCGGAACAUUUCUUUUUUCCUCACUAAUAAUAUCUUUGGCGACUUUAUCUUUAUAUUAUUUUCGUAACAUAACUUCAUAGACAUAUUCCCGAGGCUUCUGACGUUUCUAAGCCCCGCUAUCAAUUUUGUAAGGUUUCUACUGUGUUGGAAGCCUCUAGGGAUCAGCUCGGCCAGACUUCAAAUCGAUCCUCAUUCUCAUCAGGUUCUUCAUCAGAUCCUUCAUCCGAUUCUACUCCGAUGUCGAAGUUUGAAUAUAUGUUACCACAAAGAAAUUAUUUAUCAAGAAGUACGGCUGCAGGGAAAUUUCAGCCUCUGCAAGAUGCGCCAGACCACAAAGUUACUUCAGAUGUAGAGCAUGCUCGUAAAAAAAACAGUCUACCCCGCUUCGGUUAUCCAACCCUUUCAGCGUCCAGCCAGCAUCUACAGCCUUCUUCGAAUUCGGCCUGUUCAAUCUCAAAUUACUCUUGUCAAUCCAAUGAUAGUACUGAGCAAUUGAUGCUAGUUCGAACACCCUCACUCGAGGAUGGAUUUCAAUUGAUAGAAGCUCGCGAUGCAACCAACAUCGAACCUGAGAGCCCUACUUGGGAAUGGAAGAUUCAAACUCCAGCAUCCGUCAAACGAUCACUUUCGAGAUCUAAGAACUUAUUCAGGUCGACUAACUCUGUCAGAGCUUCUGUGGAAGCUGUUUCCCGUCUUGUCCAGCUGGACGAUGAGGUGGAAGAGCUCUCAGAAGCUAAUCAACCUGAACCACCAAAGAUGAAAAGUUCAAAGAGCUCGUCUUCCUUGCGAAAAUACUUCUUCGAAUCGUCGGGAGAUUCCAACACAAAAACCAAGGGAUUAAAAAAGAAGCUUUCCUUUAUGUCGCACUUUUCACUGAAGAGCAGUGACUCGAUCCAAUGGCAAAUCCAACCCUACAUCGUAGAUAAUCAGACAGAAGAACUUUCCCUUGAACAAUUUUUGACUAACGAAACAGGAUCGACAACAUCACCGGUAGACAAAGAACCGUACGCCAAGAAAACAUUCCCUGACUAUAGCAGCUCCAAUCAGAAAGAAGCUCUCCACGAUCCAUCUCCGUUACCUCCUCCUCUGAAGACAAAAUCUAGAUCUGGUUUAUUCUUUUGGCGUCGAAACAAAGAAACCGAGUUUAAUCUAUUGAAUUCGACACCUAGCAAGAUUAAUCUCACAUCGGUGCAAAUCUCUUCUCCUAGCGCAUUUCGUCAUAUCAAUCAGAACGAGGACAGCCAGUAUUUUGAGCCUUCCAUUCGCGGUAGUUGUGAAACGAGUUAUCAUGAAUGGACACUCGCCGAAACGAAUCCUGCUAAUUCUAUCUUGGCAUCCUCUGUGUCGAGUUACUCCUCGACAACUCAUACCAUAGGGACAAACUCCUCGAACUCUAAAUUAUUACCAUCAAAGCCUUCUCCUCCACCUCGCCCACCAAGGCUACGUCCUGUCAUGUCUAUUCCCUUCGCCAGUUAAUUUUCGAAAAAUAAGGCUUCCGGGGUGGCUGCUGGUUCAUAGAUCUCGAUGUCGAUUAUAUAUGUUAUGUUCUACGUGAAUAUACAGACUGGGCCAUUGGCUUAAGAAUUCAAAUUAUUCCAAGCUGAACUUUACUUUAAUCAAGUCCUUCUUUUCCAUUCGUGUUCUUCUUCCUUUCCGCUUCACAAGCGUAUAGAAAUCCCUUGAAUGUUUUACUCUACCAACCCGUAUAUUUCUGAGGAAUAUAUUAGUUUUUUUUCCCUUCCUAUUGAAUAGUGACUUGAUCAAUUUCUUUGCGUUUCUUCACUCACCAACUUAUGUUGUAUUUGUACAUCAUACCUGGUAUAAAGUCUGUGCCUGCUGUCUUGACUGCAUGUCUACUUCCAAUCUCACUCUUUGUAAUCUUUCAUUUAUUUAAAUUACAGACAAUCAAAACUUCGUUCGUUAUUUCCUGAAUUUAGU
This is a messenger RNA of Melampsora larici-populina 98AG31, 1977 nucleotides long. RefSeq lists its product as uncharacterized. The record is from RefSeq and is a predicted model, not a curated record. Lineage: Eukaryota; Fungi; Basidiomycota; Pucciniomycetes; Pucciniales; Melampsoraceae. The transcript has 5 exons. The coding region runs from base 277 to 1515 and encodes 412 amino acids.